GUGUCUUCAGAGGGGACGGAUCGCCGAGCAACUCACGUCUGAGUUGGUUGUCCAAAAAUAUAUAUAGACAACAAAUAUAUAUCAAAAAUAGACACAGAACACUUACUUAUUCAAAAGAAAAUAUUCAAAAUUAACUAAUAGAAAUAGAUUAAAUGCAUUUUUGGUUGGCUGUUCUGGUACUUCUGUGGUCACGUGCAGUCCAUGGCUACGGCAGCAAUCCCUAUGCAGUUUCCAAUAGACAGGCCAUACGCAUCGGUCUAAUUACUGACGAUACCACGGAUAGAAUACGCCAAACUUUCGAGCAUGCCAUAGCCGUGGUUAACAGCGACCUGAGCGUCCCACUGGUGGGUGAAACAGAGCAAGUGGCUUAUGGGAACUCUGUGCAUGCUUUUGAGCAACUAUGCAGACUAAUGCAGAAUGGGGUGGGCGCCGUAUUUGGACCUGCUGCCAGGCAUACUGCUGCCCAUCUACUGAAUGCCUGCGAUGCCAAAGAUGUGCCCUUCAUAUAUCCGCACCUGUCAUUGAGUCCACAAACCGAUGGCUUUAACCUGUAUCCGCAUCCGGAGGACAUUGCCCAUGCUCUCUUCGACAUCAUCACUAAGUUCGGAUGGUCCCGCUUCAUUUUCUGCUACGAGUCCUCGGAAUACCUCACCAUACUGGAUCACCUAAUGACAUUGUAUGGCACCAAAGGACCAGUCAUCAAAGUGAUGCGUUACGAUCUCAAUCUCAAUGGCAACUACAAGGCGGUACUGCGACGCAUCCGCAAAUCGGAGGAUAGUCGCAUCGUGGUUGUGGGCUCAACGGAGGGCGUGGCCGAGCUGCUGCGUCAGGCACAGCAGGUGGGCAUCAUGAAUGAGGAUUACACAUAUUUGGUGGGGAAUCUAGAUCUGCACACCUAUGAACUGGAGGAGUACAAAUACAGUGAGGCAAAUAUAACUGGCAUACGCAUGUUUGACCCAGAUAAGAAAGAGGUGCGUGACUUAGUCGAAACACUGCAACACGAGAUAGGCGAAAGUGAGCCCAUGAACAAUGGCUCUUCCACCAUAACGUUGGCCAUGGCUCUAACCUAUGAUGCAGUGCGCGUCAUUGCCGAAACCACCAACUUUUUGCCCUACCAGCCGCAGCAGCUAAAUUGCUCUGAGCAUCAUGAUAAUGUUCAGCCGGAUGGCUCCACAUUUAAGAACUAUAUGCGAUCGCUGGACAUUUUGGACAAAACAAUCACGGGACGCAUAUUUUUUCAAGGCAAUAUGCGUAAGAGAUUCAGCUUCGAUGUGAUCGAGCUGCAGCCCGUGGGUCUGGUGAAGGUGGGCACCUGGGAGGAGGGGAAAGACUUUGAAUUUAAGCGACCACCACCAAUAAUAGAUCUUAAUGAGAACGAGGAAAAUACUUUGGUGAAUAAAACCUUUAAAGUGCUUAUUUCUGUCCCGAACAAACCCUAUGCUAGUCUGGUGGAGAGCAUUAAUACUCUGAUUGGCAAUGAUCAGUAUGAGGGCUAUGGCAUAGAUCUAAUUAAGGAGCUGGCUGAUAAACUUGGCUUCAACUUUACCUUUCACAAUGGUGGCAACGAUUAUGGCUCCUUCAAUAAGAGCACAAACAUGACAACAGGAAUGCUCAAGGAAAUCGUUGAGGGCCAUGCAGACUUGGCCAUCACAGACUUGACUAUCACUUCAGAAAGAGAGGAAGCCAUCGACUUCUCCAUACCAUUUAUGAACCUAGGUAUUGCCAUUUUAUAUAUAAAACCCCAAAAGGCGGAGCCCGAGAUCUUUUCAUUCAUGGACCCAUUUUCUAAGGAGGUUUGGCUGUACCUGGGCAUAGCGUACUUAGGCGUGUCGCUGUGUCUGUUUGUGCUGGGCCGCCUCUCCCCUUCCGAAUGGGAUAAUCCGUAUCCCUGUAUUGAAGAACCGGAAGAACUAGAGAAUCAAUUCACCAUAAACAAUUCACUGUGGUUCACUACAGGCGCAUUGCUUCAGCAAGGCUCCGAAAUCGCACCUAAAGCCCUGAGCACACGCACAAUAUCAGCUAUUUGGUGGUUUUUUACGCUGAUCAUGGUAUCCUCAUACACUGCGAACUUAGCUGCGUUUCUGACCAUAGAAAACCCGUCCAGUUCAAUUAACAGCGUUGAAGAUCUAGCAGAGAAUAAAGACGAUGUUCAAUAUGGUGCAAAGCGCACCGGCUCGACGAGAAAUUUUUUCUUGACGUCCGAAGACCCGAUCUACAUGAAAAUGAAUACCUACAUGACCAAUCAUCCAGAGAUGCUUACUGAAACCAAUCAAGCGGGUGUCGAUAAAGUCAAGGCGGGUACAAAAUAUGCUUUUCUCAUGGAAUCAACGUCUAUAGAGUAUAAUACGGUGAGGGAAUGUACUCUGAAAAAGAUUGGCGAGGCGCUGGAUGAGAAGGGUUAUGGCAUUGCAAUGCCCAAGAACUGGCCCUAUCGCGAUAAAUUCAACAAUGCGCUACUCGAACUGCAGGAACAGGGCGUCUUGGCUAGGUUAAAGAACAAAUGGUGGAAUGAAAUAGGCGCCGGUGUUUGCAGCGACAAGAGCGACGACGAGGGCUCUUCUGCAUUGGGCAUGAAAAAUUUAAGUGGCAUUUACGCUGUGCUUAUCGUUGGUUCAUUGUUUUCCUUUAUAAUCUCCUUUUUCUACUGGUGUUUGUUUGUCUUCAAGAAAGCCAAGUUCUAUGAGGUGCCCUUCUGCGAUGCGCUUGCUGAGGAGUUUAAAAUUGUUGUCAGUUUUGCGGAAAAUGAACGAGCUUUGAAGAGCGCCCAGUCGGUCUAUUCACGAAGUCGGAAUUCCUCACAGUCCAUAGACUCUCUGGAAACUGAUUCGGAGAAUAAUCUACCCGAUGAAGACUAAGAUCAGACUAAAAUUUUAAUUAAAAGAAUUCAAACUAUAUACUUAAUUAUUUUGUAAAUUGUCUCACUUGAUAAUAUCGUAAUAAUGA
Messenger RNA from Drosophila mojavensis, 2943 nucleotides. RefSeq names its product glutamate receptor ionotropic, kainate 2 (gene GluRIID). The transcript has 14 exons. The record is from RefSeq and is a predicted model, not a curated record. Gene Ontology annotation, cellular component: plasma membrane; postsynaptic membrane. Gene Ontology annotation, molecular function: glutamate-gated receptor activity; transmitter-gated monoatomic ion channel activity involved in regulation of postsynaptic membrane potential. Gene Ontology annotation, biological process: monoatomic ion transport; synaptic transmission, glutamatergic; modulation of chemical synaptic transmission. NCBI's taxonomy places the organism in Eukaryota, Metazoa, Arthropoda, Insecta, Diptera, Drosophilidae. The coding region runs from base 153 to 2855 and encodes 900 amino acids.